UUCUUCUCAUCCCACCCCUCAUGCCUCAUGUAGCCGUGUACAGAGCCCCCUUCCAGCUAGGUCGGCCGGGGCGCCGGUCCGCCAUGGCUAGCGAGUCACGCUACGGCCUGGACUACAUCGUCGAGAACCCGGAGUACACGCAGAAGCUCGCGGCGGCGCUCGACACGCCCAACGCCCUCGUCAAGAAGCAGGUGUUUGAGCUGCUGUCCGCGCUAUGCGUCUACAAUGCGGACGGCUACGCGCGCUCGCUCGACGCCCUCGAGCACUACAAGGUGGGAGACGACGAGGUGGCUCGGAGGAGCGAAGGGAAGGACAAUCAAGAAGCACGUUGUGCUAUGAAUUUUGCGACAUUUUGAGAUUCAGUUUAAUUUUCAUCUUACGUGUGAUAUGUAUGUGGCCACAUAUUUAAACCAAGACUUUGCACACGAAAAAGUAACAAUAAUUUACUAAAACGUGCCAACGUAAAUAAUGUAGAUUACGUUAACAUGUUAAUCAACGUGCAAACGCGCAUCUGAAGGAUUCAAAUACCCAUAGCUAAGCAUAAUUAUACACACAUGGUGGGUGUUCUAAGCCGUACUUUUUUCUGGUCGUACUACUGUACCGGAUGCAGGCGUGCGGGCGGGUUGCAUACUCGCACAGGGCCGUAUAGGCGCCGUAGUGAGGGUCGGUAGCCAAGCCCGCACGCCUGCAUGCGAUGCGUUAUAACCUGAAAAAUGCAUGGCUUUGAACGUAGAACAUGCACCCUGUAUUGUGGCCAGGUCGCAAAGUU
This is a messenger RNA of Frankliniella occidentalis (western flower thrips), 769 nucleotides long. RefSeq names its product inverted formin-2-like. The coding region runs from base 21 to 356 and encodes 111 amino acids. Lineage: Eukaryota; Metazoa; Arthropoda; Insecta; Thysanoptera; Thripidae. The record is from RefSeq and is a predicted model, not a curated record. The transcript has 3 exons.